Messenger RNA from Solea solea (common sole), 3645 nucleotides. Its product is annotated as immunoglobulin superfamily member 3-like. The record is from RefSeq and is a predicted model, not a curated record. The transcript has 10 exons. The coding region runs from base 62 to 3469 and encodes 1135 amino acids. Lineage: Eukaryota; Metazoa; Chordata; Actinopteri; Pleuronectiformes; Soleidae.
CUCAGUGAUACCGAGUGCUCCUGUGGUGUGAACACUGUGUUGCUUCUUAAGUCAGUUCAGGAUGAGGCAUUAUAUGCUCUCAUUUCACUGGAGCAGUCUACUCUUCUGUCUGGGUUUACUUCUGCACAGUGGAAAAGCCAAAGUGCACACGGAAAUACAAGCUGGGCCUCUGUAUCGCGUGCUGGAGACUCCACUCUCCAUCUCCUGCAACGUGAGCGGCUUUACCAGCACUGAGACUGAGAAAGAAUUUCAAUUCAUAAUCACAAAGCCUGACAGACCCCAACUUGCGAUCAACAUCAUCAGUACCCACGACCAAAACUUUGCAUAUUCCAUGUACAACCGACGCGUGAGGAGCGGGGACAUUACUCUGAGACACGCGUCUCCAAACUCUGUUGUCUUUGAGAUACAAAGUCUACAGAAAGGCGAUGAAGGGGACUAUGAAUGUUUUGUAGUCAACUCGGAAUCUGUUUACAAUGGAGUAUACAAUGCUAAGACAACAGUUAAAGUGAUCGACAACUCCUUAAGUGUUUCAUCAUCUGUCUCCACAUCUCUGAGCUAUAAUGAGGGUGAUGCUCUCACUUUAACGUGCCAAGCCUCCAGCAACACCAUCCAGCACACCCAUCUGUCUUUUGCCUGGUAUCUCCUUAAAGACGUCGAGGAAGACGCCAAGCCCAUCAUUUCUUUGGACAGAGAUUUCACACUGAGCCCAGGCCAGGGGUUUGAAGAGCGUUACCAUGCUGGUCACAUAAGGUUAGAUAAAACUGGAGAGGCCACGUAUAAGCUGACAAUGACUCAGCUGGAGGUGUCAGACCGAGGGAAGAUCUUCUGUCAGGCUCAGGAGUGGAUCCAAGAUCCUGAUCGUUCCUGGUACACUAUCACGCAGAAGGAUGCAGAGAAAACAACUCUGAACGUCAAAGCCAGAGAGGUGAUGCCAGACACGGCCUCUCUGGUGGUGAGAAUCUCGGCCCAGCAGACGACUCUGCAGGAGGGGCAGGAGCUGUCGCUAUCCUGCAACGUAGACACAGCCAAUCUAGAGGAAAGGCUCCUCACUGUAGCUUGGCUCCAGGGAAGUGUCGAGGUGGCACGCAUCGGGCCUACAGGUGUCCGGUCUGUGGGGCCUGAAUACAGUGGCCGAGAGAGGGAAGGAGAGCUCAGGGCUGCCCGAAUCGAGGACAGACAUUACCGUCUCAUACUGCAGCCUGUCAGAACAGAGGACCAGGGAGAGUAUUUCUGUCAGGCAUGGCACCGGGACAAAGGCCAGGAUGGUGCCUUUAUACAAGGAGCAGUCCAGAAAUCUGGCCCCCAGCGAAUCAUCAUCUCAGCCACAGAAAGUGGACUCUCGGUUGAAAUGCAGCCCUUGGUGAAUAUUAUCGAAGGUGACAGGCUGAAGCUCACCUGCAAAGUGCAUGGGGUUAAAGGUCAGCUCUCGGUCACCUGGCAUCACAGGUCAACCACAUCCACAGCGACUGCACUAUUACGGGAUGUCAUCGGUCUAAGUCGGGAGGGUGUUUCAGAGACGGAGGGGGAGUUCCUGAGUCGCGGAGUAAAAGCAACGCGUCCAGCACUCGACACCUUCUCUCUAGAGCUUGAUGAGGUCACGCCCACCGAUUCAGGUGUUUACCGCUGUACUGUGUCUGAAUGGAAAAGCAACAGCAAGAUCUACAGCCAGUCGCAAACUACCACUGUGACGGUGACUCCUAUAGACUCAUCCGUGAGUGUGCGUCUGAUAAGCCGCAAAUCCAGUGUCACUGUUGGUGAGAACGUCGAGCUGCUGUGCCGGGUCAAAGGGCCUCGUGUGCCAGUCACGCUGAUCUGGAGCCUGCGGCGCGACGCCUCGACUGUAGACAACAUCCUGACACUGUACUACGAUGGCGGCAUCAGCUGGUCUGGCGAUCAGCAGCGCUACCAGGUGAAAGUGGAGAACAAACCAAAUGAAGUCUUGCACUAUCUGCUCAUCAACGGUGCAAGCCACAGGGAGGCAGGGAUGUACCAGUGCCGGGCAUCAGUCUUUGUUAAGAAUGUGCACAAGAAGUUGCCUGAAUCCAACCAAGUGGCUGUGAUGGUGCAGAACCCAGUGAGCAAACUCAUUCUUACCUCUCCCGGUACCUUGACAAGUGACAUCAACGGUGACAUAGAAAUAAAGUGCUCACUUAGAGCAGACCCCCUCACAUUUCCUCGCUAUGCUGUCACAUGGUUGCGCCAUCACCAGGCAGAAAAUAAGACAAUUAUAAGCUCAAACCGCGAGGCCUUAAUAACUUUUGGGACCCAGGUAGAGCCGAGUAGCAGACAACGUAUCAGCAUGAGACGCACUGAAGGCCCGAGUUUUGAGUUGACAGUACGGCAGGCUCAGCUCUCGGAUGACGGCUCAUACAUAUGUGAGGUGGUGGAAUGGCUGCAGGAUCCCCGUGGUAAUUGGUUUCAGCUCUCGCCAGUGUCCCAAAUCACGGAGGUGAAAGUUGUUGAGCCAGCCAACGAUCUUCAGUUGGAUGUGAAAGAGCACCAGCAGUUUAUCACCACAGAGGGGGAUGAGGUAGUACUCCAGUGUCACAUCAUCUCCGGUGCACUCAGCCCUUCUUUCUUCUACAAAGUUGCUUGGCUGUACUCUGGAAACGGUUCUCCCAGCACAAAUGUCCCCCUCGUGGAGCUCGAUCACAACGGCCUGCUCAGGUACCCAGAGAACCAGGCCCUCGUGGGCCUGCAGGGGCGGCUUCAUCUCUACAGACCCACUCAGAGCAGCUUCUACCUCAAAAUUCAAAGGGCACACGAGGCAGAUAGUGGGACCUUCCAGUGCCAGGUGGAUCAAUACCAGUUGGAUCGCGACGGUCACUGGCAGCAAAAAGCAUCCGACAAGGCUGGUCCUAUCACGCUGGCUGUGAAUGUUGUUGAAAAGAACCUGUUCAUCGUAAUGGACGAAGUGGAGCAGAAUGUGAGCAGAUCCCAGCACUUCACCGUCCCCUGUCACAUCAGCAAUCAAUCCAGCAGUGAAUCUAAGUUCCAGGUCACAUGGCUUUGGCAGAGGGAUUCAGAAACGGAACAACGCCCCAUAUUCACUGCUUACCGGAACGCUACCCUACAAGACAGGUUUGACAACGGUGAUCAGCUAAGAUUUGGUCACAGGCUACCCAACCAGUUCAGCCUCACAGUCACGAAGCCAGCUCCUGAAAAUAGUGGCCGAUAUUCAUGUGAGGUAGAAGAGUGGCUCCUGUCUCUGUCUCGUGGGUGGAGGAAGGUUGCGGUGGAAAAGUCAGGAUAUAUGACUGUACAUGUUUUUCCAGGAGGUCAAUCUGAGCCACAGUUUUCAAGUACAUGGAUUGAGAUUUUUGUACCUUUAGUCAUCUGCUUACUGUUGGUGAUAUUCCUGCUGGUGCUGAAGAUAUGCAUGAACAAGGUCUCAGGAGGAAAGAAGCCAGGUCAAUCUCUGUGGUUGGAGGAUCAUCCGCUGAAUACUAAACCCAGCGCAGAUGAGUGAACCUCAUAUAGGCCAGAAGUGGAGGGGAGAGUAUACAGUCUGAAGAUUUAAAAUGGACUAUUUUUUUAUGUGCAAUAAUGUUUUAUACUGUAAAAUGUUGCACUAGACAUGUAUUUUUUUAUUCAUUUGUGUCUCGAUGAUAAUUCAUGUUAAAAUAAAUCUGUUGAUAAUGAUAA